Molecule: messenger RNA, 598 nt
Organism: Amphibalanus amphitrite
Lineage: Eukaryota; Metazoa; Arthropoda; Thecostraca; Balanomorpha; Balanidae
Exons: 3
Coding region: 8-598 (196 amino acids)
Source: RefSeq, a predicted model, not a curated record
GGUAGCUAUGCGUAAAGACCUGACCGCCACUCGUGAAGAGGUGUCCGCCCUUCGUGAAGAGAUGGCCGCCCUUCGUGAAGUGGUGGCCCCCCUUCGUGAAAAAGUGACCAUUCUGAGUGAGGUAGUGGCGAAGGACAAUUCAGACACGAAGAAGCUCAAGGGGGAGAACGCCGCACUUCACGGUGCGGUGGUCCGCCUGGAGCAGGCAGUUAUCGAAGAGCGCACCACUCGCCAGACCGUGGUGGAGGAGCUGCGGCAGGAGGUCCGCCGGCGAGCGGCGCCAUCCGGCCGUCCCCAGGGUAAAAUUACAAAAGCGUUUCAUGACGUCACGGUACAGACGGAGCCGCAGCCACCGGCAGACAGUGAUACCACAGUGCUGAGAGAGGCGCUAAGGACCGUGACGACGUUCGACGCUCCGUCAGACCUUGGCGAGGACCAGCUGACGGCGCUCCUGCAGAGUCUUCCUCGCUUGGAGGAGCUGACCGUCAGGGUGCCGUCCUUCGGAACGGGGCGGUGGCUGCGGCUGCUGCCGACGUCACUGAGGACGCUAUACGUUGCCGGGCCGGAGGUGACGGAGCCGAGGUGGCCGGAACGGUAG